AUAUUUAUUUUAUAUACUUUAUUUUCGCUCAACUAACUAAAGAUUUCUUUAUGCUUAAAUAGAAAAUACGUUAAUUUUAUUAAAAUUUGUUAUUAGUAAAUAAUUGAGUUAUGGCUGAUUAUUGGAAAAGUCAACCUAGGAAGUUCUGUGAACUAUGCAAGUGCUGGAUGGCUGACAACAAACCAAGUCGAGAUUUUCAUGAAAGAGGAAAGCGACAUCAAGAAAGUGUCAAAAGAAAACUAGAUGAGCUAAAGAAGAAAGGAGUCCAGGAUGCAAAGAAGGAAAGAGAAUGUAACAAAUACCUCAUGCAGAUGGAGAGGGGAGCAAUGAAAAAGUAUGAACAAGACAUCCUAAAUGACCCAACGUUAGCAGCAAGAUAUGAAGAAAAACUGAAGCAGAUUGCAAAGGAGGAAGAGGAGCAAGAGCAAGAAAAAUCACAAAUAUCUCAGUUCAUUUUGGACAAGUUGAAGACAAAAAAUCUGCCCAUCCCUGUCCAGACCGAGGAAAUUAGUGAAGAAAAAUUAAUAGAGCAGCUAAAGCAGCAGCAGCAAAGCAGCAGCAGCAGCAAAUACUCAGAUGACUGGCAAGAAGCAUUUUCAGAGGAGGGCCACGUUUAUUAUUGGAAUACCAAAACACACGAAUCGUCGUGGUAUCUGCCAGGAAGUGAUGAAUACAAAGCCUACAUGCAGCAUAUAACAAUGCUGCAACAACACCAUCAUCCAAUCCCAACAACAACAACGACAACAUCGACUGCUUCUCUAGCUGCUGCUGCUGCUAAUGAUGAUAAUGAUGGAGAAGAUGGUGAUGAUGAUGAUGAUGGUGGUGCUGAUGAUAAUGAUGUUGGUUCUGCCUCCUCUACAUCAUCUUCUAAAGAUGCUAAACGUAACACGUCAUGUUCUUCAGCGACAACAUCCUUAAUAAAAAUUUCCUAUAAAAACCACUCCAGCAUCUAUGGUGCCUGGAAAGAAGUUAAAAAAACAGAACCUGCUGAUACCCCAUCCGUCGACCUUCAACUUCCGGCAUCGAGGGCCAACGAAUACAAAACGAUCGUCGUCCCCAGCCUAACCAAAGAACCGAAACUAACGAUUAGGGAGAGAACACUGGCCACUGUUAAUAGCAAAACGAAGAGCUCAGCAGAGCCUGUGGUCUUUAAGAAAAGGAGAUUUAACAAUAUCGUUAAAGUUAAAGUAGAAAAUGAUGAUGAUGAUGAUCGUUAUAAUAAUAAUAAUAAUAAUAAUAAUAAUGGUGAUGAUGAUGGUGAUGUGCGACCUGCCAAGAUGAGGAACAUUAGAAGGGCUCGUAAUGAUGACGAUGAUUAGUGCACUUAUGAUGAUGGUGAUGAUGGUGGUUCAGAUGUAUUAGUGGUUUUUGUUUUUGUAAAAGUUAUUUCAGAAUGCUCUCAGUUGUAGUAGGAUUUGUAUAUUUUAUUCAGUUUUAUAAGUACUGAAGUUCUACAUUUCUUCAUUUAAUUUCAAAAUUCUUUUUCGAAAUUGUGGGAAAAAUUGAAUAGAUGAAUAAAAUGUUUAAAUUGAA
Messenger RNA from Helobdella robusta, 1533 nucleotides. RefSeq lists its product as hypothetical. Gene Ontology annotation, biological process: mRNA splicing, via spliceosome. Lineage: Eukaryota; Metazoa; Annelida; Clitellata; Rhynchobdellida; Glossiphoniidae. Gene Ontology annotation, cellular component: nucleus; precatalytic spliceosome. Gene Ontology annotation, molecular function: protein binding; RNA binding; zinc ion binding. The coding region runs from base 111 to 1319 and encodes 402 amino acids. The transcript is spliced from 10 exons. The record is from RefSeq and is a predicted model, not a curated record.